GUGGCUGCUGAUGUCAGAGCCACUCUCUCUCACACACCCUUCCUAAGGUUUGCUGCUGCUGCUGCAGAGACUUCUCAAGGCAACCAGAUACAGAUCCUUACUACAGGCUGUGGUGGGGAAACCCAGCCCCCAGGAAUGAUCAAAGGUGGGAGGAAGAGCCAAGGCACAUCCUGUCUCUUUCCCUUCCAGUGCACUAAUGCUGGAGGUUGAAGUACAGUAAGGUGAACAGAACCUUGUUUACCCAUCUGGGAAGGAAACCUUACAAAGCCUUUGUCUUGGAAGUCAGCAGCAUCUCAUCUCUGCCGCUGGCUGAUCCAGUCUCCUGCCACUGCUGCUCGUACUACCAUACCAUCUUGGACUGCUUCAGCUAUUUUUACUUAUUUUUUUUUUCCUUAUUGCUCCAAGAAUGUCUUGAUAGCAUUGCGAGGAAAUUCCAUCUUUUACAAGGUUUCUCGUGGAUUCCUUUGAAUUCACAAUGAGAGCAGUUUAUCUUUGAGACUCCUUUGUGUUUGUGGAAAAAAAACCACAUGACUACAUUUUGAAGCAGAAAAAUAGGAAGAUAGAAGAAAUAGGAUUUUUUCUCUCUCUCUUUCUCCCUUUUGCUGGAUCAGCUUUCUAGAUAGUGGCAGCGGCACAUUGCACAUACGCUGUCAGGCACACGUACUGCAGGGUGCUGGUGAUCUUGGCAAUUUUAAUAUUUUUUGAAUAUAUAUAUAUCUCAGAGUGCACUGUGAUCACAUUUCUCCUGGAUUGCUGUUUUGCAUUGAAUGUGUAGGAAUAUGCUCAUGAAGGAGUACCGGAUCUGUAUGCCUUUGACAGUUGAAGAGUACAGAAUUGGGCAGCUGUAUAUGAUCAGUAAGCACAGCCAUGAGCAGAGCGAUCGUGGAGAAGGUGUAGAAGUGGUGCAGAAUGAACCCUACGAAGAUCCAAAUUAUGGGAAUGGCCAGCUGACAGAAAAAAGGGUUUAUCUGAACAGCAAACUUCCAAGUUGGGCAAGAGCCGUUGUCCCGAAAAUAUUUUACGUUACAGAGAAGGCCUGGAAUUAUUAUCCAUACACAAUUACAGAAUACACGUGUUCGUUUUUGCCUAAAUUCUCAAUUCACAUAGAGACAAAAUAUGAGGACAACAAAGGGAGCAACGAUAACAUAUUCGAUAAUAGUGAAGCCAAAGAUCUUGACAGAGAAGUCUGCUUUAUUGAUAUUGCCUGUGAUGAAAUUCCUGAGCGCUAUUACAAAGAAUCAGAGGAUCCUAAACAUUUCAAAUCAGAGAAGACCGGGAGAGGCCUAUUAAAAGAAGGCUGGAGAGACACUCAAGAGCCCAUCAUGUGCUCCUACAAAUUGGUGUCUGUGAAAUUUGAAGUGUGGGGACUUCAAACUCGAGUAGAGCAAUUUGUUCACAAGGUAGUCAGAGAUAUACUGCUGAUUGGUCACCGACAGGCUUUUGCGUGGGUGGAUGAGUGGUACGACAUGACUAUGGAUGAAGUCCGAGAGUUUGAAAGAGCAACUCAGGAAGCUACCAACAAGAAAAUUGGGCUCUUCCCUCCUGCGAUAUCAAUCUCCAACAUCUCCCUGCCCUCUUCUAUCCGCAGCACUCCUUCUAGUGCUCCGUCGACACCUCUCUCCACAGAAGCACCCAAAUUCUUAGCAAUUCCCAAAGACCGGCCACGGAAAAAAUCUGCUCCAGAAACUCUCACGCUGCCAGAUCCAGACAAAGAGGUUCUCUAAACCCAGCAUGUUUUCCCACAAGAAGCCAUGACUGACAUCAUGGCAUUUGCACAGCUCAUGGUAGUUGUUUUAGUGAAGGAAAUUUUACUGAUCUGGAAGUAUGCCUCCCCCUCCCUCCCUGCUUGUCCCUUCAACUAGUUAUAGCGAAAUGCAUGCGAGAACAUAGUUCAUGUGCUCCGAUUCCCAAACUAAAGCUCUAAGCCAUAUGACAGAUGUUGCUAUCAACACAAAAUGAAAUCGCUUGCAAAAGCAAUCUCUUUGUAGCAAUGUAGUACGCAAAAGAGAUUCUCGUAUGUAGAGCAACAGUAUUUAUUACUGGAGAUGUUAUAGGAAUUUAAUCAAGCUUGCAAAGAUAGCUUGAGAAAAUGAGGUCCUAUUUAGGGACAGCUUAAUCAGACAACAUUUCUCAUUUCAAGCCAUUCUAUCUCAGUGUCUAAAAUCCUCUUUACUCUCAGGCCAAGUGCACCUUAAAGUAAAUCUUUGAACUGAUACUCACUGAUAAAAACUUGAAUACCAACAGUAAUUAUUCAUAUUCUUCUUUUACUGAAUACAACUCAGGAUUUGGGAUAUAGCUAAUGCACACAUUUUCAAAAAUUAAAGAACCAAUGUCCUCCAACUCUGGUGGUAACUAUACCUGUUUGGAGGCCCUUGAACUAUUUGUAUCUUGCACAAAAAUUGUAUCGUGUGCUGUUGUAUAGCUUUUCUGUGUUGGUAUUUGAGAGUCUUGUUUCAGGGGGAAAAAUGGGAUCACAAGCAAAGAAAUAGCUUCCAUUUCCCAAGUGAGACAAAUAUAUCCAAAUGAAGGCUACCAUUAUUAGGUCACAAUUCAAUGAUUACUUCCAGUUUCAUAAUUCCUAUAAAAAACUGAGGGAAACUCCAGGACCCAAAUCCUAUUUCAUUGUCAAAAGAAACAUUUGCUCUGUUUUUUUGUUUGUUUGUUUGUUCUGCAAGAUCAUGAGUAGAUAACAAGGAAUGGGCAACACUAUGUCCUGUGGUGGUUUCCUAUGGCACCAUGGCACCCUCCUCCAUCACAGAGAGCUACCAACAGUACAUGGCAGUUGCAGGAGAAGAGAAGCCACUAUGCCAUGCCACACUUGGCAAAGUUGCCCAUCCCUGUUAUCAAGUUUCUGAUUCUGAUAAUGGCACAAAAGAAGGCUCAGCAGUAAAUCUUAGAAGAAGACCCAUGUUAAUUUGUCAUAGCCUUUGAGGCACCUAAACUACCUAAGACAUUUUGUUAUUGCAUUGAGCUUUCCCUCUUCCUUCCUUCUUCCUUCCAUAACAUGGAUGCUUCAUUUACUCUUGAGUCAUUGCGUCCGCUUCUUUUGUCAUAAACUAAUGAGAGGAGGAAAAGGGAAGGAGUUUAGUGGAUGGAUUAUCUAUGGUCAAGGUGAGAGAAGCUGAAAAGACUUGUUUUGAGAAGGCAGUGAGGUCCCUACUGCACUGAUAUAUAAUCUAGUAUCUGAUCCUAGAUUCUCUGCUUUGAAUUGGAUUAUAUGGCAGUGUAGACCCAGGGCCCUUCUACACAGCCCUGUAUCCCAGAAUAUCAAUAUCAAUAAUAAUAAUAAUAAUAAUACUUUAUUUAUACCCUGCCACCAUCUCCCCAAGGGACUCGGAGUGUCUUACAUGAGGCCAAGCCCAACAACACAUCAAUAAAACAAAAAGCAAUAAUAAAAAACAAUACAAUUAAUAUAACUCACAUAUAAACAAUAACACACAAGGAUUUAAGAAACCUAUGGCCAGGCCAAAUGUAAUAGUUUAAAAUUUAAAAAAUAAACACUGGGCAU
Messenger RNA from Anolis sagrei ordinatus, 3508 nucleotides. It is a transcript of the gene PITPNC1, whose product is annotated as phosphatidylinositol transfer protein cytoplasmic 1. Gene Ontology annotation, molecular function: phosphatidylinositol transfer activity; phosphatidylinositol binding. Gene Ontology annotation, biological process: phospholipid transport. Lineage: Eukaryota; Metazoa; Chordata; Lepidosauria; Squamata; Anolidae. Gene Ontology annotation, cellular component: cytoplasm. The record is from RefSeq and is a predicted model, not a curated record.